This is a messenger RNA of Magallana angulata, 2134 nucleotides long. RefSeq lists its product as uncharacterized. The record is from RefSeq and is a predicted model, not a curated record. The coding region runs from base 823 to 1863 and encodes 346 amino acids. The transcript has 3 exons. NCBI's taxonomy places the organism in Eukaryota, Metazoa, Mollusca, Bivalvia, Ostreida, Ostreidae.
AACAAAGCGUGAUGAAUCAAUUACCGACAUUUGUGAUGGAAAACUGAUCUACAAAGAAAGAUUUCAGAAAAAUGGCUUUUUCCAUGGCAGCACAGCAGAUCCAAAUCAGCUACAUAUUUCAGUCCAAAUGAACACAGAUGGAGUGUCAUUGUUUCAUUCGUCUUCAUUUAGCAUAUAGCCAGUGUACUUCAUCAUUAAUGAACUGCCUCCAAAUCUCAGAUUUUCAAGGAGCAACCAAAUUUUUGCAGGAUUAUGGUUCGGAUACAGCAAGCCAGACUUCAGUACAUUUUUGAAACCAUUUGCAGAAAGUCUUCAUGAUAUGUAUCUAUCAGGCCUUGUUGUGGAUAAUUUACAUAUCCGUGGCAUAUUGCUGAAUGCAGUACGUGUUUGAUUCCCCUGCAAGAUUUUUGUUCCAAAACAUGGUUCAGUUUAAUGGUUUUUGUGGCUGUCCAUACUGUUAUGCUCCAGGAAAGUCCGUCCAGACCAGUGAAAGAGGACAUACACUAACUUAUCCAUUUAACUACGAAAAUCCAAAUGGACACCAUGAACUUCGCACGCAUCUAUCUAAUACACAGGACGGUGAAGAAGCAGAACAAAAGAAAGCAAAUGGCGUUGGCAACAUUCGCGGUGUAAACGGACUUGGAUUUUCAACUAUUUACCAAACUUUGACAUUGUGAGAGGAGUGUCCGUGGAUUAUAUGCAUUGUGUUCUCCUAGGAGUGAUGAAAAUGCGAAUGACUUUGUGGUUGACGACAAGACACAUCGAAAUGAACAUUUCAGCAUUUCAACAAAGGCAAAAGAAGUGGAUGAACGUUUACUCAACAUGAAACCUCCAAAAUUCCUCACCAGUUUUCCUAGGUCUCUAACCGAAGUGUCCCAUUUUAAGGCAGCUGAACUGAAGAACUUUCUUCUUUACUACAGCUUACCAUGUCUAUUCGGUAUUUUGCCCAUGGAUCAGUUCAACCACUUCUCCCUGCUUGUCUACGCCAUUUAUAUUUUCCUGCAGCAGAACAUUACAGCCAAAGACAUUCUACAGUGUAGAAAAUUCCUCCUAGAAUUUGUGAUCAAUGUGCCUGUAAUGUAUGGCGAGAGAUACAUGACAUCAAAUGUCCAUUUACUCCUCCACCUUGCAGAUAAAGUAGAAGACUUGGGACCUCUUUGGUGCUCCUCCUGCUUCUACUUUGAGGACUUCAACGGCCAACUAAGAAGACUCUUUCAUGGCACACAGCAUAUAGAAACACAGAUUGCCUUCGCAGCAGGAGUCCACCAGAGUUUACCAAAAAUAGCACAAUCUUUAAAAGUUGGAAGUUGCGAGCAAGAUCUUUUUGAAAAGAUGAUGACAAAAAACAUUCAAAGAACAAGUGAAAACAUUACCGAAGCAGUGUCAGUUGUGGGAGCAUUCAGCUGCAGACCAUGCACAGAAGAGGAACUUGGAGCAAUCCAAAAUUCAGUUGGAAAUGUGAAAUCCGUAACAUUCUUCAAACGACUUUAUUUGAGGCAACAAAUAAUCCACAGUGUAAAUUAUCACGCUUCAUCAAGAAGGAACAACUCUGUGAUUAAACUUGAAAGUGGCUCUUUCGGACAAGUGCAGAACUUUGUUAAAGUCAUCCCUGUUUGCGCAUGUAUCCGUUGCAACUGCAGACCAGUGUUUAUGGCCUUUAUGAGAGAGAUGGACAGAGCUGAUGAUAUUCUUAUGGAGCAGCAGAGAUGUUCUGACACAAAUCACAUGGUACCAGUAAGAUCCCCAAAUGGACCUUUGCAGGCAGUGUUGGUGCAAGACAUUUCCGAUGUGUGCAUUUGUGUUAACAUUGAGGACAACUUAAGUUUCCUGUCCGCUGUUCCAAACAGGAUCGAAAAAGAAUAAAGAAAACCACAGCAGAGACAAUUUGUGACAAAUGAAGAAUGACUCUUAUAUUCCUACUUGAUCAAUAAUCAUGAGAAUAUAGAUUUUAAUGCCAAUUCAAAGUUUCAAAGAAUUUGAUGUAUCAAAAUUUUACUUUGAAGAUAUUUUGAACUGACUACUUAAUUUAUAAUUUGUAGAACAUUGGAAAAUAUAUUGAUUGUGCUUACCAAAAUAUAAUAAAUAUGAUGAAUGCUUAAACAAAAAUGUCAUUUGUAUUUGGAAGUAGCUGGCA